Oncorhynchus masou masou (cherry salmon) is the source of this 5102-nucleotide messenger RNA. It is a transcript of the gene atg16l1, whose product is annotated as ATG16 autophagy related 16-like 1 (S. cerevisiae). Gene Ontology annotation, molecular function: protein binding. Gene Ontology annotation, biological process: autophagosome assembly; negative stranded viral RNA replication. The record is from RefSeq and is a predicted model, not a curated record. Gene Ontology annotation, cellular component: autophagosome membrane. NCBI's taxonomy places the organism in Eukaryota, Metazoa, Chordata, Actinopteri, Salmoniformes, Salmonidae. The coding region runs from base 296 to 2161 and encodes 621 amino acids. The transcript is spliced from 20 exons.
CCCACAGAAGAAGAAGCAGUACCUACACCUGGUUGUUUGUGACCAAAAUGUGCAAUCCGAGAUGAUUUUCUGUUUAUUUUAUAAAUAGUUUUGGCUCUCGUCUCCGCUGAUGAAUAUCGACUAUCUUAAUUCGCUACCUGGCUGUUAGGUAUCACAAGCUAGCCAUGUGGUUUAAAUAGGAAAACUUUUUUUCAAAAGAUCAACCAACGCCAAUUUCGCACAAGUAAGCAGCUGAAAACUACUAAAUGUCAUGAUCUGAGUGGAUGUGGAACUAUCUACGCUAGCUAACGUGGUGAUGGCAGAACGUCGUGUGGAGUGUUCAUGGAAGAGGCAUGUCGGAGAGCAGCUGAAGCAGAGGGACCGUGUGCAGAGGCAGGCCUUCGAGGAGAUCAUCCACCAAUAUAACCGUCUCUUGGAGAAGUCCGAUCUACAGGCUGUUCUUUCAGAGAGAUACCAGUCGGACAAAUAUGACUUUCAGAACAGACAUGACGGCAGCCCGGGGGCAGACUCGAGUCGCAGCGACAACCUACAGCAGGAGAUGGCCCAGAUGCGAAUCAGGCACCAGGAGGAGCUGACAGAGCUUCAUAAGAAAAGGGGCGAGCUGGCCCAGAGUGUGAUUGAGCUGAACCACCAGAUUCAGCAGAAGGACAAGGAGAUUCAGCACAAUGAGGCCAAGAUGCAGGAGUACCAGCGGCAGAUUGCCGAGCUGGAGGGAGAGUGCCGGGAGCUGCGUGGACAGCUGCAGGACCUGGAGCAGGCUAACCAGACGCUGAAGGAUGAGUACGACGCACUGCAGAUCACCUUCGGUGCCCUGGAGGAGAAGCUGCGGCGCACCACCGAUGACAACCAGGAGUUGGUGUCGCGCUGGAUGGCUGAGAAAUCCCAAGAGGCCAACAAGCUCAAUGCGGAAAAUGAGAAAGACUGCAAGCGCAGACAAGCCAAGCUUCAGAAGGAGCUUGCAGAUGCUGCAAAGGAACCCCUGCCCAUGGACCCGGACGACGACAUCGAGGUUCUAACUGAGGAUUCUGGGAAAGGCACGAGAGAGGCCUCUCCCAACCGGCCGCUCAGCCGCACCCCCAGUAAACGUAUCUCCGGACAACCUCCUCAAAGCGGCCUGUUGGACUCGAUCUCCAACAUAUUUGGCGUAUCUGAGUCUGUGCAUCCCGGACUCCUUCCUCCAGACUCCAGGCGUCGUCCUGGGAUCUCUUACGGAACAUCACCUGAAAACACGGAGACGACCUCCGGAGUGUGUGCCGAUGUCCGCGUUCCCUCCACUGCCCUCCAUGUAUUUGAAGCCCAUGAUGGGGAAGUGAAUGCGGUGCGGUUCAGCCCAGGCUCCCGACUCCUGGCCACCGGAGGGAUGGACCGCAGGGUCAAACUGUGGGAAGUGGUCUCAGGUCGCUGUGAGCCUAAGGGUGCUCUGACUGGCAGCAACGCCGGGAUCACCAGUAUAGAGUUUGACAGUGCUGGCUCCUACUUGCUGGCUGCAUCCAAUGACUUUGCCAGUAGGAUCUGGACUGUGGAUGACUACAGACUGAGGCACACGCUGACAGGCCACAGCGGGAAGGUGCUGGCGGCUCGCUUUCUCCUGGACAACGCUCGUAUCGUCUCCGGGAGCUACGACAGGACUCUGAAACUGUGGGACCUGCGCAGCAAAGUCUGCAUGAAGACUGUGUUUGCUGGGUCCAGCUGUAAUGACAUCGUUUGCACAGAGCAGUGUGUCAUGAGCGGCCAUUUUGAUAAGAAAGUGCGGUUCUGGGACAUCAGAGCGGAGAGUAUAGUCUGCGAGCUGGAGCUCCUGGGCCGAGUCACGUCUCUUGACCUGAACCACGACCGCACCGAGCUACUCACCUGCUCCCGGGACGACCUGGUUAAGAUCAUCGACCUGCGCAGUAACGCGGUCCGCCAGACCUUCAGUGCUCAGGGCUUCAAGUGUGGCGCUGACUGGACCCGAGUCACCUUCAGUCCUGAUGGCAGUUACGUGGCGGGGGGCUCUGCAGACGGCGCCUUGUAUGUGUGGAAUGUCCUGACGGGCAAGUUGGAGCGCACCCUGGACAAGAACCACUGCUCGGCCAUCAACUCGGUGUCCUGGUCGCCAUCGGGAGCCUACGUGGUCAGUGUGGAGAAGGGCAGCAAGGCUGUCCUCUGGUCUGACAUGUGAUUGGCUAUGCUCUGCUCUGGCCCUCUGCCAUUGGGUGACUGGCUCUGUCUGGACUGUUCAAUGGAGGCACUGACUGGAUGGGGGUUCCCUAGCCCCACCCUCUAACGGCCAACCCCCGCAUCAACUUUGCCUCACUGGCAUUGGACCAUUCUGUGCUCCGAUACGUUGGGAGGAGUUGUUUUCUUACCUAAAGGAGGUCAUCCGGUGGCCCAUAGGUGGCAGCAGAGUUUUAGUGUCCAGUUGAAUGUGUCAGUGAUGAGCCAUGAAGGCAGAGUUUUCUCUUAAAGUUAAACAAAAUUAUAUAUCCAUUUGAAAUUAUAUCCAACCAAGGCAAGGCGAAUGAGUUAGACAGUUUAACUAAAAGAUGACAUAAAACAGUUGUUGCCAAAUUGCCACUAUAAACAGAGCUGGAUUGUCUGGUUUUUACGGCUGCAAUUGGACACGUCGUUAGGUUUUACAAGACCUUGGGAUGGGCAGAGGUUUUUAAAGUUUAAGUCUGUCUCCUGGGCCCACUUUUUCCAUACUUAUCUGAUCGUAUUUCUGUAAUUGGAUAGAAUUAAUCCGUAGAAAUAGAAUUAAUAGAACACGUGCAUCAUUGACUUGAAUGGGGACGUCUGUUAGAACUAAUCUAUUUCUAUGCAUUUAAUCUAAACAAAUUGCCAAAAUCCGAUCAGGUAACUUUGAAAAACUGUGCCCAGGUUUCAGUUUUAAAUACAAUUUCUUUUUUUGUCCUUAAAAAAAAUAAAUGCAUGGUGCAGUUCCCGGUCUUUCUAAUGUUGUAGCAGUGUUUCCAUUCACUUUGCACCACCUUUGCUGUGUCUGAAAUGGCACAAGGUGGGUGAUUGGUUGGUUGUCUCCAACUGUAUGGGAGCAUUGAGUUGUCUUGUUAAUACUGUAAUGCUGUGCUCUUCAAACCUUGUCCUGGAUACCCACAGGGCCUGUUAUAUAGCUCUGCACCAACACACCACAACAAGUUUAUAAGUAGUUGUACUUGGCUGGAACAAAAGCCUUACACACCUCGUUGGUCCUUGGGACCAGGUUUGAAGACCACUGCUGUAAGGAGUGAACACGUGUUGUGAACAAGAGUGAACACAAUUCUCUAAAACAAACUCAUGUGCCAAUCACAAUGACCAUGCCCCCCAUGUAACAUUUAAACAAGGAAUGCUCUGUUUGAGAUGACAAUUCUCUAGACAGCUGGAAUGAACCCACACACUUGGCACAUCUGCUUAAUACUAUUUAUUCAGGUGGUUGUUCAGUGUUAUGUCCUAUCAGUCACUGUCAACAUUAAAAUAAUGCAAUGUUCCGGUCUUGGAGGGCCACAGCAUGUGCUGGUCUUUUUGAAAUUCUGUUAUUGAUCGGUCGGUCAACUGUUAGACCUGUUUAUUGGUCAGCUCACCUCGAUUCCAGGGGUGAAAUGCUGGGCCGCGUUCUGGAGGGAUGCAUAGUUCAGGACGUUGCAAGAGAUGUUUCCCGUAGAGCUGACAUGAUUCCCCACUAUAAAAGCAUGUACAGUAUGAUCUAAUCUACAAAAUGUAUUUGUAUUGGAACUUUUAUGUAAGCCAAAAGCUGACCCCAUCGUCCAAAGACGUUAAGCAGAUACUGUGGUCCUCCAUAGCCUGGGGAUUAGCUCCACUCCUUAACACUUGCAUGCUGUUUUUCUUAGUUUUUUUUUCUUUUUCAUUUCAAUGGACUUGUUGACACACAUGACAUAUGUGUCAUGUUUACAUGAUGCUGUUCUAAAUAUCAAUGACUAGUAUCUAUCGUUCACCACAUGGGCAGGGAACCCCAGUCCCGCAAGGAUCACUCGGUCCAAUGGGAUCUGCUGACAAAGGGCCAGGUUCAGUAGUGAAAUAUUGUCGAACAUUGCAGGUAGAAAUACCAUAAACAGAAUCAAUGAUUCCUUUGUUCGAUAUGUCAGAGCCAUGUUUACUUAUUUCUAUCUGAAAGUUCCACAACGUUGAGUCCUGAGGGGUAUAGUACAAAGCAAGAUCAAUGCUUUAGCCAGUGAACUUGCCUAAAUAUUCUGAAAUAACAUUUUUUUGAAGGACACGUUUGAAAAUGCAUGGUCUGAUUAAACUAACAACCAGAAGCACAUAUCUUAGUUUAGAUUUCCUAAUGAACCUGAAUCUGAUUAGUUCUGUUUAUCAAAGUUAGCUGGCUAACUCAUUGAUCCUGCUUGUACUAUACACUUCUGCUGAAAGCACCCAAAUUUGCACUUGUAAUUUAUCCAGAGGGGAAAAGUUUAAGAUAAAGUUUGAAGAUCAAUGGUGUCAUGUUUUUGGCUUUGGUCAUGUUUUCCACUCUGACAAUAACUGGUGCAAACACUGAGUAAAUCUGGCACAGAAGUGUCUUUCACUCAUUUAAUAAUGAAAUAUUCACUAUCUGAUUUGAGUUGUAUGAAUACAUGCCCUGGAGGAUGCAAGGCACUGAUAGAAUCAAGCAGGGGAUUCUCUCUUAUGUGUUCUGUUGACAGGCCAGCAUAUCCUGCCCUCUUCGGGGUCAUGUUCAGUAGGCACCAAAUAGGAGAAAAUGAACUGAAACCGGGGAGGACUAUCUGGACUUGUCCAAUAAGACAGCUAAUUUUCGUUUCCCAUUUUAUUUAUUUUUUUGUUCCAUGUUCUUAUGAACAUGACCCAGGACUCCUUUUCCCACAGUUAACUCCAAGCUUCAGUCAUCAUGUACAGGCCAGGGGAAGGGGAGGUUGGUUUUGAAAUGUGCUUGGUAAACUGCUGAUCAGCAGUCCUUUACCCCACCCCUCUGCGAUCAGCAAAAAGAUUGUAAAGCUUAAGUUAUAUUAUGUAUGUAUAUGAAACAUGUAUGUGUUAAUGUAUGCACACUGAGAAAGUGUGGGAACAUUUGUGUUAUAUUGUUUUUUUUGGGGUGAGGCAGAUGGUAACUGACUACAGAUGACGUGUGUCAAUAAAAUUACUAUCUUACUGUU